Messenger RNA from Dermacentor silvarum, 1697 nucleotides. Its product is annotated as UDP-glucose 4-epimerase. Gene Ontology annotation, biological process: beta-D-galactose catabolic process via UDP-galactose, Leloir pathway. The transcript is spliced from 10 exons. Lineage: Eukaryota; Metazoa; Arthropoda; Arachnida; Ixodida; Ixodidae. The coding region runs from base 29 to 1531 and encodes 500 amino acids. Gene Ontology annotation, molecular function: UDP-glucose 4-epimerase activity. The record is from RefSeq and is a predicted model, not a curated record. Gene Ontology annotation, cellular component: cytosol.
AAGUGGCUAGACCAGACAAGGCGACGUCAUGACGUCACCCUUGCCUCCGGCUGCCCUCUCGCCCCUCGUGGCAAAGCGAGACGCCAGAGGCCAACUCGGCCAGUCGCGAGUCGGAGAGAGGAAAAGGAAGUUAGCUUGCUCGCUUCGGCACGCCUCUCGCGAACGUGGUGGUAUUCGUCGAGGGAGUCACAGUCACUUGCGCGGGCACGCCACACCGUCCGGAUUGGAUCGACGCUGUCGUGGCACUGCAGCGGAACCAACCUUACUGGAUAAUCCAGGCGCGCGCAUCUCCAGCCGUAACUCUGCUGCGAACGGUACCACAUCUAUCUCGCUCCGAGUGAGAUCAAGCCCGGCGUGUAAGACGUCCCAGUCGUCAGCAGCGCUGCCAACGGUGAACAAGAUGAGCGGCAAGACAGUGUUCGUGACGGGCGCAGCUGGCUUCAUCGGCAGCCACACGGUCAUCGAGCUACUGCGGGCCGGCUACAGGGUCAUUGGAAUCGACAACUUCGCAAACGCUGUUCCAGGCGAGAAUGGACAAGCGGCCAGCCUGGAGCGGGCACAAGAGCUGACGGGAAGAACAAUGACGUUUUACCAGUGCGACCUCCUCGAGAAAGCGUCCUUGGCAAGGAUAUUCGAUAAGCACAAGAUCGACUUCGUCAUCCAUUUCGCUGCCAUGAAAGCUGUGGGCGAGUCCAUGCAGAAGCCACUCUUUUACUACAAGAACAACAUCGUCAGCACCAUCAAUCUGCUUGAGGUCAUGAAGGAGCAUGGUGUCUACAGCAUGGUGUUCAGCAGUUCUUGCGUGGUAUAUGGCAACCCACAGUACCUGCCUAUCGAUGAGGCACACCCUAUUGGCAAUGUGACAAAUGUGUAUGGCAGAACCAAGUAUGCCAUUGAACAAAUGCUUGAAGACAUCUGCAAAGCUGAGAAGCAAUGGAACAUCAUCGCUCUGCGUUACUUCAACCCUCUUGGUGCUCACCCAUCAGGAAAGAUAGGUGAAGACCCAAUCAGAGCUUUCACCAACUUGAUGCCAGUCAUUGGGGAGGUUGCACUUGGAAAGCGAACAGAGCUGGCUGUCCUCGGUGGUGACUACGACACUGAAGACGGAACAAGUGUGCGAGAUUUUAUACACGUCAUGGACCUUGCUACUGGACAUGUUGCAGCCUUGGAAAGAUUGGAGCAGAAUCCUAGAUACAAGGUUUACAACCUUGGCACUGGCAAAGGGUACACUGUGCUACAGCUCAUUGAUGCCUUUGAAAAGGUUACAGGAAAGAAGAUUCCCUACAAGAUCCAUGACCGCCGCCUUGGCGACAUACCAGCAAUCUGGGGUGACUGCAGCCUUGCGGAAAAGGAACUGCACUGGAAAGCACAGCAUGGCAUUGAGCGCAUGUGUGAGGAUUUCUGGAGGUGGCUGACAACCAAUCCUGCUGGAUAUCGCACAGACAACCCACAUCCAAGCCUAAAGAUUAACACCACUGAAAUCGGGUGUGGAGACCCUGCAUUGGCACCGGAGCUUGACUGCGACAAGUAACGGCAAACAAGUGUAAAGCUGGAGAGGCCAAAGGCUUUCAGUAUUUAUACUUCUGCUGUGCAUUAUUUCAUUAGGUCUUGGUAGUCACAAGUGCAAGCCUGCAGGUCAGGUAAUUUUCAUACUGGGUCACCUUUCUUUCAUUCUUUCCGGCAAUAAAAAUGAAAUC